Molecule: messenger RNA, 1953 nt
Organism: Panicum virgatum (switchgrass)
Lineage: Eukaryota; Viridiplantae; Streptophyta; Magnoliopsida; Poales; Poaceae
Product: protein PLASTID MOVEMENT IMPAIRED 2-like
Exons: 2
Coding region: 154-1731 (525 amino acids)
Source: RefSeq, a predicted model, not a curated record
CCUCUGAAGUUUGCCAAGCGUUCCGGCUUGGAAUCGCAAAGCCGACGCUUGUCCAUCUGAUAACGCACGGCUCCAUCGCAAAGCCUCUUCCUUCUCCUAUAUAACCACAGCUUCCAGCUUCCAAGAGAUCUUCUAAGAACACGGAGAGUAAAAAUGGAGCACAACUCGGAAGAGAGCAGAUCAGUGGAGGCCAUGAGCAUCUUUGGUCAGAGCAUCGAUGUGAGGAGGUCAGCGAGGACCAGGAGAAGAGCCACCCAAAAGAAAUUUUCACCCGCGGGGGAAUCACCGGCGACACCCGGCGUGGAGAGGCUGCACGUCCACCAGCGCAGGGCCGUCGCGGAGCGAGAGCGCGCCCGUGCCGAGGCCGGCCUGUCAAGGGCGAGUACCAUGGCUACCGAGCUGGAGCGGCAACUCGAGCAGGCCAACGCCAAGGCGCAGCAGUCUCACACGUCGGAGCUCCAAGGAACGCGUGCCGGCAGCAGAAGGAAGAAGGGGGCCGUCGACGUCGACACACCCGGCGCCGAUCGGGCCCAGGAUCAGAGCAACUCGCUGUACGCCGAGGUGAUGCACGAGCUGGACCUCGUCAAGAGGGAGCUCCGGAAGCUGCAGCGCGAGGUGAAGGCGGCGAGGGAGGCCAAGGCCGAGGCCGAGAGGGGCGCGGAGACGCCGACGCCCAGGGCGUUGAGCUCCGGUUCGCGUCCCGUCGACCGCGUGAACCGAGACGCCGGCGAGGAGAACGAGGACCGCCGCGGCAUAGCAGGGAUGGCCGAAGCCGGCGGAUCCCGCAAGGACGUGCAGGCGCAGGACGCGUGGACGCGCGCGCAGAGCCCGCAGAGAGACACGAGCCGCGCGAGCGACCCUGAAGAGAGGUUCGCCACGGCGAGCAGCUCCGACGUGGGGCUCGAGCCCGCGGACAUGGCGAUGGUGCCAGCGACAGAGGAGGCCGCGGACCACGUCGAGAACGGCGAGUCCGCGCUGACGGUCACGCGACACGGCGAACACGACGACGAUCGCUCGCCGCUGCAGGCUGCGGCGGAAGCCGAGCUGACCUCGGCGAGGGUAGAGCUGGAGUCCAUCAGAGAAGAGGGCGGCGUCCGGCUCGCGAACUCCGCGGAGCGCACGCGCGGGGAGACGGCGCGGGUCGCCGAGGAGAUCGACCGGCUCACGGAGCAGGAGAAGAGGGCCGGCGCGCAGGUGCAGCAGCUGAACGCCAGGCUGCUCCGGGUCCGGUCCCGGCUGGACGCCGCGGCGGCCGCCGACGAGAGGGCCGAGGCGAUGCUCUCCAAGCUGUCGGCCGCGGCGCGGCAGCUGGCCGAGGAGCCCGAGGCGGCGGAGAAGGAGAGGGAGCUGGUGGAGCUGGAGCACCGGUGCGUCCGGGAAGACGCGGAGGCCGUCGGCGCCGAGAUCGCCGCGGCCGAGCGGAGGGUCCGGGAGGCGGUCAAGGAGCUCGAGGCGGCGAGGGCGUCGGAGGCCGCGGCGACGGGGAAGCUCGAGGCCGUCGUCGGCAGCGCGACGCGGGCCAGGGCGGCCGCGCUGUCGCAGAGGUCCGGGAACGUGACGGUCCCCAGGUUGGAGUACGGGUACCUGACCGGCCGCGCCGAGGUCGUCCGCGCGGUCGCCGACAGGAAGGUGGCCGCGGCGGAGGCGUGGGUGGAGGCGCUGCGCGCCGGCGAGAAAGAGGUGGUGAUGCGGGCCGAGGCGAUCGAGAGGGAGCUCGGAGAAAUGAAAUGACAGCGAACCACGUGGUGGAUCUCGGCGCGCGCGGACACGAAGGAGACCAGCACGGGAGGAGGAUACAUUGCCGAUGACGUCGAGGAGGACGGAGGCGCCGUCGUCAUCGGCGGUGCGAAAGCAAAGGUCGCCUUCGUUCAGCGUCAGAGUGAAGAGGACACUGGUGCCGAAGUUCACGAAACUCAUUGCAGGGGGAGUUGCUCAUGUUUUUCACAUAUAAAU